This is a messenger RNA of Peronospora matthiolae, 207 nucleotides long. NCBI's taxonomy places the organism in Eukaryota, Oomycota, Peronosporomycetes, Peronosporales, Peronosporaceae. The record is from the annotation of a GenBank genome assembly.
AUGGUCUCGCCAUCUGCCAAUUGGCACUAUUUGAUUGCGGUCCCGGGCGUUGCGCAGCAGGAAUGCGUCGCUGAAACGGUGACGGCUAACCCGCUGUCGAGGAUGCAGUCGUCAUCUUCGUCGUCGCUGUCGUCGGCAAUCGCCAUCGCCAGACCUUGUCCUGUGGCGCGCGAGCCGUUGCGACCUCUUUUUUUUAACGACAGCUAG